Messenger RNA from Heterostelium album PN500, 4221 nucleotides. RefSeq names its product elongation protein 1 (gene elp1). Gene Ontology annotation, molecular function: tRNA binding; protein binding. NCBI's taxonomy places the organism in Eukaryota, Evosea, Eumycetozoa, Acytosteliales, Acytosteliaceae. Gene Ontology annotation, cellular component: elongator holoenzyme complex; cytosol. The coding region runs from base 1 to 4221 and encodes 1406 amino acids. The transcript has 2 exons. The record is from RefSeq and is a predicted model, not a curated record. Gene Ontology annotation, biological process: tRNA wobble base 5-methoxycarbonylmethyl-2-thiouridinylation.
AUGAGAAAUAUUUGUAGAUUAAUUGAAUUGUGUGACAAGUUACCACAAGAUGUAGGUAACUACACUCUUUUCACUGUUGACAGUAUCAAUAAUAUAGUAUAUACAAUUACAGAUACAAAUGUAUUCAUUGCAUAUGAUACAUCUUUAAAAAAGGUAAAUGUAAAGAUUGAAUUAAAUCAACAAGAUAUAUUGUCGGAAGGCGCAAAGAUAAAUGCGAUUCAAUUCAUUCCCGAUUUGGAAUCGAUUUGUAUGGCAUCGGAUUUGGGUGAUAUUCUGAUGUACAGCACGAUGACACAUCAGUUGGAGUGUGUCGGUAUCGUUGGUAGCGGUAUUUUGUGUAUGUCUUGGUCACCGGACUACGAAUUGUUGAUACUGGCAACGGAAACACAGACAUUGGUACAGAUGAACAAAGACUGGGAUAUCUUGGGUGAGGUUAAUAUCCACUCGUUGCUCGCCGGUGGAAAACUCACAGCGAAUAUCAUUACCAACUCGACGCUGCCACAAUCGAUCUACUCGCAAUCCGCUUAUGCACCAGAGACAAUGGCUGCACCGGCGGGAGCACCGCAAGCGAACCGCUAUCGUGAGACACCACCUUCGAUCUCGUGGCGUGGCGACGGACAAUACUUUGUUUGUUCGAGUUUCGAUCCUGCCGUAGGCAAAGUGAUGCUGCGUACUUGGGAGCGUUCACUUGUGUUGCACGCCAUCUCCGAGCCACUGAUUACCGGCUUGGAGAGCGUCGUCGCUUGGCGUCCUUCCGGCUCGCUAGUGGCGUGUCCCAACCGUCUUCCAAACAAGCAUGAAAUAGCGCUAUUUGAGCGUAACGGUUUGAAACACGGAGAGUUCAACAUUCGUGUCGGUGCCGAAGUUUUGGCGUUGGAGUGGUCAGCAGAUUCCGAAAUAUUGGCACUGCAUCUUCGUUUAACAAAUUCAACAGCAGCAGCAGAUGAUAAACAACAACAACAACGUAGUUCUGUUGUUCAGAUUUGGCAUCGUAGUAAUUACCAUUGGUUCUUGAAGCAUGAAUUGCACUGCGCUGAGAAUGACAGUGUUGUUUGUAUUCGUUUCGACAAUGCUAGCCAAGCUUCGAUUCUUCGUGUUUUGACAAAACUCGGUGAGUUGCAUGAGCAUCUGUUUGCAUGGGAUUAUAACGCGUCGUUGGGUGACGCCAUUACCAAUCCUGCGACGGUUGCGAUGGUAGAUGGUCAACACCUAAAGAUGACACCAUUCCGUAAGUUGGUGAUUCCACCACCCAUGUCACACUAUCAACAUCAGCUCGAUGCCAAUUGUUCGGCAUUUGAUUUCUCACAGACCGACUACUCGGUCGUCACUCUCCAAGUGAACAACUCGAUUGCCAUCUUCAAAGGAGAUUCCGCUGGUUUGUUGGCCAAGUCGUUGAUUUCAACCGCGACACUCCGUUUGGAUAAUCUUCGUCAUCUCUGUUGGGUGUCGUCGUCCAACGCCAACCUCUACACGCUCGUCGCAGUCGAUGGACUGUCGACUGCCAAAGAUCAAAUCGUUGAAAUCGGAUUCAAAGUUGAUUUGGCACAAUCCUCAAUAGCUAUUCAACAUAUUCACAGAACAAAUGCACCUGAAUCAUCGUCAUCUCAAAACAACAACAGUCGUAUCAUCAGAUUAAUUAAACAUUUGGAUCACCAAGAUCAAGUACUCUUUGAAACCAAUGAUGGUGCAGUAUACUAUUAUCAUUUACAGGCAGGUGUUGAACACUCUGACUCUAUCACUCCGUAUCUCCAAGAGGAUUCAAGUGGAAUCUUCAAAUUCCCAUCGGUUUGUACAUGGUUUGCAGUCACAAAGAUUGCCGGUGAGGAAGUUCUCAUCGGUUUGAACGACCGUAACAAACUCUAUGUAAAUCAAACUGUUUUGGCAUCGGACUGUAAUUCAUUCGCACUCCACAACAAGUUCCUUCUCUACACAACUGUCUCACAUGUUCUUCGUUCCAUUCCAUUAUCCGUUCCACUCAACACUACAACAUUAGCAUCAACACCAUCAAAUACAACAAAUUUAAAUAACAAUAACAAUCAACAACAACAACAACAACAACCAAAUGGAAAAGGUCAUCAUCACCAUCAUAAGGCUGUUACAACUUAUGAUGAUUCUACAAGAGAAGUUGAACGUGGAUCAAGAAUUGCUGUCGUUGUUCCACAUGAUACUAGAGUUGUACUUCAAAUGCCAAGAGGUAAUUUGGAAGCUAUUUCACCACGUUCAUUGACGCUUUCAACUAUUCGUGAACUUCUCAAUGAACAUCAAUAUGGCAAGGCAUUCUCCACCAUGAGAAGAAAUAGAAUCGAUAUGAACUUCCUCUACGAUCACAACCCAGCGGAUUUCCUCAAGCAUAUCGAUAUGUUUGUCGAGCAGAUUCCACAGAUCGACUAUCUAAACUUGUUUAUCACAUCGCUUCGUGAUCAAGAUACAUCAAAGACGUUGUUUGUCGAUUUGGAGAAUCCAGUUGCUCCACCACCAAAGUCCGCCAUCAAGUCGGUCAACGAAACCUACGGCGACACACCGGGUAAAGUCAACUUGGUAUGCGACAAGCUGCGUGAAGUAUUCGUAAAGAUCGAUCAAAACCGAUUCAUUCAACCGGUUCUCACUACCUACGUAAAGAAAUCACCACCCGAACUCGACGAAGCUCUCCGUCUCAUUCAGAAUCUCCGUGGUCUCGAAGAGGUCAGUGAACACGGUGAGACUAUUGUUAAUCGUCUCGCUGAGGAAUCGUUGGAUUACAUUGUAUUCUUGGUGGAUGUCAAUAAGUUGUAUGACGUCGCUCUCGGUACCUAUGAUUUCGACUUGGUGUUGAUGGUCGCACAGAAAUCUCAGAAGGAUCCAAAGGAAUACAUUGCAUUCCUGCGUGAAUUACAAUCGAUGGAGAUCAACUACCAGCGAUUCACUAUCGAUAAGCAUUUGGAGCGUUGGCCAAAAGCUUUGGCUAAUUUGGCGUUGGCCGGUGACGAACACCUCCAAGAGUGCUACGAUUUGACCGUCGAGAAGUCGCUCUACCACGACGCAAUCAAAGUUUUCGCAAAACGUCCGGAACUCAAAGUUGUACAAGAGCUGUACGCCGAUCAUCUCAUGCAGAACAACAGAUUCGAGGAAGCUGCUUUCCUCUACUUUAGCGCUGAGAAUCACAAGAAAGCAUUGGCAUCGUUUAAGGACGCUGGAAAGUGGAAGUUGGCGUUGAAGGAAGCCAAGAAGCUAAACUACAGCGCCGAGGACACAAAGACUUUGUGCGAAGAGUUGGCCGAACACAUGAGAAGAGCAUCGAAAUUCUUGGACUCUGCAAUUAUCUUCUCGCAGCACUGUGGCGACAUUGAGAAUGCACUCCGUAGCCAUUGCGAGGGUGGAUUGUGGGAGGAUGCCUACGACUUGGCUGUCGACUCGAACCGUAAAGACUUGGUCGAUAGCAUUGUUGCCGAACAGCUAUUGGAAUCGUAUAAUAAUCACAUGAAGGAGAUCGAAGAGAAUCAUGCGACCUACAACAAAUCCUAUGUUAGACUGGGUGUUGUGAGAACCACAAAGUUGAAUCACGUACCUCUCCGUUUGAUGCCUGGCGCCGCCGGUUUCAACGAUGAAACCAGCUCGAUGAUGAGUGGCAUGAGUGGAAUGUUCAGUGAACAAUCGAUGGGAUCGAUGAACAGUAUGAAUAGCGCUUCGACAACAUCGUCGUACCGUUCGACAUACUCGUCGGCCACCGGAACCUUCUCACAGGCCACCAAGAUCAGAAAUAAGAAGAAAGAUCAAUCGAAGCGAAAGGUCAACAAGGUGAGAGUCACCGGUAAAGAAGGUAGCGUUCACGAAGAGGAAUUCAUCGUCGAAGCAAUGAAAAAGAUGAUUCCAGGUCAGUCACAACAAGAGGUCGUCGCCAACUUGCUCAGAGGUUUGGUACUCCUCGGUUGGAGCGACAAGGCCGAACAACUACAAAACAGAUUCAAGCAAUAUUUAGAGUUGAUCAAACAAUCGUUGGAUCUACUUUCACAAUCGGCCACCGCUGUACUCCCAGAGAAUGUCAGAGAAGAACAAAGAGUUCAAGAAUUGGAAUAUCAAAGAUUGAUCAGUUUGCAACAACAAGAUGACAAUAAUACCAACAACAAUAACAAUAACAACAAUCAACAAAAUAGUAAUCAUCAAAAUUCAACAUUUGAAAAGAUGACAAUUAACAAAGUAACAAUUACAAUGGAUACAAUUAAAUGGGAAUUAAAUAUCUUUUAG